Zea mays is the source of this 386-nucleotide messenger RNA. RefSeq names its product probable E3 ubiquitin-protein ligase HIP1. Gene Ontology annotation, molecular function: ubiquitin protein ligase activity. The record is from RefSeq and is a predicted model, not a curated record. NCBI's taxonomy places the organism in Eukaryota, Viridiplantae, Streptophyta, Magnoliopsida, Poales, Poaceae. The transcript is spliced from 4 exons. The coding region runs from base 24 to 365 and encodes 113 amino acids.
GGGACAGCCAUAGACACAUAACCAUGGAAGGAAUUACAGAGGUUUUGGCUGCAUUGGAGAGGAUUGAACAGCAAGCAGAGCUGACCUAUGAUCAAUUGCUAAUGCUGGAGGCUAAUCUAUUUUUUGGCGCCUUUGCCUCCUAUGAUCGGCAUAGAGACAUGCGGAUGGAUAUUGAUGAUAUGUCCUAUGAGGAAUUAUUGGCACUGGAGGAGAGAAUAGGCUCUGUGAGCACAGCUCUUUCAGAGGAGCAGUUCACAAAAUGCCUCAAAAGAAGCAUAUAUAGUCAGGUCGCUUUAGAAGUCAACAAAUCAACCGUUGAUGACAUGAAAUGCAGCAUCUGUCAGGUAAGCGGUAACCUUACCUAGCCACCUAGGGGAUCUGCUAUU